Trichoderma reesei QM6a is the source of this 714-nucleotide messenger RNA. RefSeq lists its product as uncharacterized. The annotation marks the transcript as partial. Lineage: Eukaryota; Fungi; Ascomycota; Sordariomycetes; Hypocreales; Hypocreaceae. The transcript has 4 exons. The record is from RefSeq and is a predicted model, not a curated record.
GCAACCAUUGUCCUCAUUCACGGCUUGGGCUCUUCCAGCUCCUAUUAUGCUCCCAUUAUCCCAAGGCUUGUAGAAGCAGGAUACUCCUGCCUAGCACUCGACUCUCAUGGCUCUGCCUUGACCAAAUUGACUGGUGAGGGCGGCGAUCUGAAAACCAUCAUUGACGACAUAGGAGCCGCCAUCUCAGCCCACGACAUUCCACCCAGCCGCGCCGUGAUAGUAGGCCAUUCCAUGGGCGGAAUCGUAGCCCCCGAAGCUGCUCUCCGCUACAAAUUCGCGGGCACAAUCCUGCUCGGACCCGUGUUCCCCAACGAAGCCCUCACAAAGAACCUCGAAGAAAGGAUUGCCAAGGUCCAAAAAAACGGCAUGGAUGCCCUAGUCGACACGAUCCCCAAAGUCGGGACAGCACCGUCGUCCACGCCCCUCCAACGCGCAUUCAUCCGCACUCUGCUCCUCGCCCAAACCCCAGAGGGCUAUAUUGCGAAUUGCAAGGCAAUUUGCAAUGCCUCCAUCCCCGAUUAUGCGAGCAUCAAGACGCCGCUUCUGCUCGUGAAUGGCGCCGAAGACGUGGUUUGCCCGCUGCAAAACUCGCAAAAAAUAUACGAUGCAUGGGGCUCCGCGGAUAAGCAUCUGCAGAUACUCGAGAGGACAGGUCACUGGUACUGCAUCGAGGCACCCGAACAGAUUGGCGAUGCCGUUGUGAAAUUUGUAGAU